GGGCAAAGGGCAAAGGGCAGCUUCCAGAUUGCAGAGCACCUCCUUUGAGCGAUGGCCGCGUCAGGGGACCCCGGGAGGCAGUGGCAGGAGGAGGUGGCCGCGGUGGUGGUGGUGGGCUCCUGCAUGACCGACCUGGUCAGUCUUACUCCCCGUUUGCCAAAAACCGGAGAAACCAUCCAUGGACAUAAGUUUUUUAUUGGCUUUGGAGGGAAAGGUGCCAACCAGUGCGUCCAAGCUGCUAGGCUCGGCGCGAAGACGGCCCUGGUGUGCAAGGUUGGCAAAGAUUCUUUUGGCAAUGAUUAUAUAGAAAACUUAAAACAGAAUGAUAUUUCUACAGAAUUUACAUAUCAGACUAAAGAUGCUGCUACAGGAACUGCUUCUAUAAUUGUCAAUGAAGAAGGCCAGAACAUCAUCGUGAUAGUGGCUGGAGCAAAUUUGCUCUUGAAUACUGAAGACCUGCGGAAAGCAGCCAGUGCCAUUAGCAGGGCCAAAGUGGUGAUCUGCCAGCUAGAGGUAACUCAAGCCACUUCCUUGGAAGCCCUAACAAUGGCCCACAGCAGUGGAGUGAAAACACUGUUCAACCCAGCUCCUGCCACCGCGGACCUGGACCCCCGCUUCUACACUCUCUCAGAUGUGUUCUGCUGCAAUGAAAGUGAGGCGGAGAUUCUAACCGGCCUCGCGGUCAGCGGCCCGGCCGGCGCCGGGAAGGCCGCACUGGUGCUCGUGGAAAGGGGCUGCCAGGUCGUAAUCAUCACCUUGGGCGCUGCCGGAUGUGUGAUGCUAUCACAGUCAGAGCCUGUUCCAAAGUACAUUCCCACAGAGACAGUCAAGGCUGUGGAUACCACGGGUGCUGGUGACAGUUUCGUAGGAGCUUUGGCCUUCUACUUGGCUUAUUACCCAAAUCUGUCCUGGGAAGAAAUGCUCAAGAGAUCCAACUCCAUUGCAGCAGUCAGUGUCCAGGCUGCAGGAACACAGUCAUCUUAUCCAUACAAAAAAGACCUGUCACUUGAUUUGUUUUGAUUGCUAUUAACUCCAAAAUAAAUACACCUGAAAAUAAAGUGUACUUGGGGCUGGCCACUCUUAACUAGCAGUUUACUAUAAAACAUCUUUUCCUUCUUUGCAAA
Miniopterus natalensis is the source of this 1124-nucleotide messenger RNA. The record is from RefSeq and is a predicted model, not a curated record. NCBI's taxonomy places the organism in Eukaryota, Metazoa, Chordata, Mammalia, Chiroptera, Miniopteridae.